Messenger RNA from Vanderwaltozyma polyspora DSM 70294, 1488 nucleotides. RefSeq names its product Bud22p (gene BUD22). NCBI's taxonomy places the organism in Eukaryota, Fungi, Ascomycota, Saccharomycetes, Saccharomycetales, Saccharomycetaceae. Gene Ontology annotation, cellular component: nucleus; 90S preribosome. The record is from RefSeq and is a predicted model, not a curated record. Gene Ontology annotation, biological process: maturation of SSU-rRNA. The transcript has a single exon. Bases 1 to 1488 code for a protein of 495 amino acids.
AUGCCAAAGGAUAAUUUGCUGUUUAAAUUGGACAAUCUAGAAUAUCAAUAUUACUAUUUGAAAGGAACUCUAGAUAACUUCACACCACGUUUGAAUAGCACUACAAAAUUAUAUAAUGCUAAAGGUAAAAAGAGCGCAAAGAAAGUAGAGAAGGUUCUAGCAGAAAUCACAUUACCAGAAGUAGAAUCAGGACUAUUGGAAUUACGUUUAGAGAUAUUCAAUAAUAAAUUAUAUCAUCUGGAAAAAAAUUUACAAACAUUUCUAUUAAAACAUAUAUUAGAAUAUGAAAAGAAAGUAUUGAAGGAAGAAAAUAAUAAGAAUGCAAAGAAGAAGAACCACAAUACUAGUGAGGUUAUUGAAGAAAUUAAGAAAACCUAUGGAUUUGAAGAAUUUAUUAACUUUAUAAUAAAAUCAAAAUGUAUUAAACUUGCUUCCAGUAAGAUAAUCCCAACUAAACAUCAUCAAACUCUACCUCAAAAUAAAUGGUUUAUAGAUCAUGAAUACUAUAAAAUUAUCAAUGAUAAGGGACAUAAGUAUAAUCCAGGUAGAAUUUGGAGUGAAGUUGUUAUGGGUACAAAACACUCAGAUCAAAUCGUCAGUUCAUUAUUAAAUAACAAGAAAUGCAAAGAAUUAUUCCAACAAUUUGAAAAUGGUAUGGAUGUAUUUUUAGCAAUCAAUAAGGAUAAGAAGAAAUUAAAUAAUACAAAACAGACAGAUUCGGAUGGUGAUGGGAACUUGGAUUCAAGUAAUGGCAUUAAUAAGAAGAAAACUGAUGAUGAUUCUACGAUAGAAUCAUCAGAAUCUGAAGAUGAAAUGUCAAAUCAAGAUGUUGAAUUGAAUGAUGAUGACAUUUCAAAUAUUAUGAAACAGUACGAAGGUGUUAUUGUGGAUUCUGAAAAUGAAAGCUCGAAUGAGGAUUUUGUAGCUGAUCCAAAUAUUGAUUAUAAUCAAGUUACUGAUGAAGAAAUGUCAUCCAAUGAGAAUUAUGAAGACGAAGAAGAUGACGAAGAUUCUAGUGAUGAUGAGCAACCUCAAAAGAAAAAACAAAAGGUCCAAUUACCAGAAUUAAUGGGUGGUUACUAUAGUGGUGAAGAAGAAUCUGAUUUUGAAGAGGACAAUAUAGCCAAACAGCAAAAAUCUAAUAAAGAGAAAAAGAAGAAUAGACGUGGUCAAAGAGCUAGAAGAAAGAUAUGGGAACAGAAAUAUGGUAAGGAAGCUAAACAUGUUCAAAGGGAGUUGGAAAAGGAAAGAGAAGAAAGGAAACAAAGACAAAUAGAUUAUGAAGCAAGAGUUGCUAAAAGAGAAGCUAAAGCUAGAGAAUUGGCUGUCUCUGGUACUAAUUUGAUUGAAGUUGGUGAAAGAAAGGCUUCAAAGCCUGUUGAAAAGAAAGAACCUAAUGAAGACCAUCCUUCAUGGGUAGCAAAGAAACUUGCAGAAGAAAAAUUAAAGAAUGCUAAAUUUACUGGUAAGAAGAUUACAUUUGAUUAA